This is a messenger RNA of Tachysurus fulvidraco (yellow catfish), 1367 nucleotides long. It is a transcript of the gene galk1, whose product is annotated as galactokinase 1. Gene Ontology annotation, cellular component: cytosol; cytoplasm. Bases 160 to 1155 code for a protein of 331 amino acids. NCBI's taxonomy places the organism in Eukaryota, Metazoa, Chordata, Actinopteri, Siluriformes, Bagridae. Gene Ontology annotation, molecular function: ATP binding; galactokinase activity. The transcript has 7 exons. Gene Ontology annotation, biological process: galactose metabolic process; carbohydrate phosphorylation. The record is from RefSeq and is a predicted model, not a curated record.
CACUACAGGCUCUUCAAACACUUUAAUUAAGCAUGAUGUAGAUUAAAAGACUGGGAUUAUUACUGUAUUACUGCCUUGUUUAGAUAUAACAUGAACACCCAUGUAAGCUUGAAUUGUUUUUUUCUGAAAUGAUCACAGGCUUUGCACCUGGUAACAGUAAUGGUGGGCAGCAGCAUCUCUGGCCAGAGCUGUUCUGUUGUAACCAUUGCAGAAUGUGCAGAUGAGCCAAGGAGAGUGGACUUUAAUCUACCAACAGAUAGAGUGCCUCUGACAGGAGGACAGCCUGCCUGGGCCAGUUAUGUUAAAGGCGUGGUGCAACACUACAGAGCUCAGCCCCUGCCUGCAUUUAAAGCUGUAAUAGCCAGCAGUGUCCCACUGGGGGGUGGACUGUCAAGCUCUGCUUCACUUGAAGUGGCAGUGUACACCUUCCUCCAGCAGCUGUGUCCAGAUGAUGGGGAUAAAAUAGCAAAGGCACUAGCAUGCCAGAAGGCAGAGCAUACUCAUGCUGGAGUACCCUGUGGUAUUAUGGACCAGUUUAUUUCAGUGCUAGGCAAAGAGGGCCAUGCGUUGCUUAUUGACUGCAGAUCAUUGGAGGCCACUGCUGUUCCCCUGGCUGAUCCCGGUCUGGUCAUCCUUAUCACAAAUUCCAAUGUGAAGCAUGCACUGACGGGAAGUGAGUAUCCCAGCAGACGAAAACAGUGUGAGGAGGCAGCAUCCAUUAUGGGCAAGAGCAGUCUAAGGGAUGCCACAUUGCAAGAUCUAGAAGAUGCUAAAGACCGAUUGGACAGUGUAACAUAUAGACGAGUAUAUCAUGUGAUCGAAGAGACUGAGCGUACGGCAAAGGCAGCUGAGGCUCUUAAAAGAGGAGCUUAUCAAGAGUUUGGAAAGCUAAUGUUGGAGAGCCACAAUUCCCUCAGAGAUCUUUAUGAGGUUAGCUGUCCAGAGCUGGAUGUGCUGGUAACUGCAGCAAUGGAGGUUGAUGGAGUUUUUGGGAGUCGCAUGACUGGAGGAGGGUUUGGUGGAUGUACAGUUUCCCUGCUUCAGUCUGAUGCCACUGAAAGAACUAUGAAGCAUAUAAAGGAGAGAUAUAGCGGAUGCCCAACCUUUUACAUAACUACCCCAUCAGAUGGAGCUCGGGUCCUCAAGUGCAUUUAAUGAGUAUCAAUAAUCAAAAUUCAAAGUGAAAUAAUCAAAAUAAGUCAAAAUGGUAUUUCACUUAUGAAUGAAUUCAAUUUUAAUCAUUGGUCAUUAUUCCUAAAGGGAAAUUCUUAUCAAUGUCAUUUUUAAAAAACUUUUUAAGUUUUUCAAUUAAAAUGAGAACAGAGUAUGCAUUUUUAACUGUUUUAAAUAAAAGACAAUUGUUCACA